Hydractinia symbiolongicarpus is the source of this 2389-nucleotide messenger RNA. Its product is annotated as endosomal/lysosomal proton channel TMEM175-like. Gene Ontology annotation, molecular function: proton channel activity; potassium ion leak channel activity. Bases 139 to 1764 code for a protein of 541 amino acids. The record is from RefSeq and is a predicted model, not a curated record. Gene Ontology annotation, cellular component: endosome; lysosome. Lineage: Eukaryota; Metazoa; Cnidaria; Hydrozoa; Anthoathecata; Hydractiniidae. The transcript is spliced from 2 exons.
AUAAAACUUACACCAUGUUAUAAUCUCCAAUAUUUUUUGUUUAAAGGACUGCUAAUCGUGUGCUAACUCAGUGCAAAUAUUAAAUAUUUUGGAAAUUCACUGUUGAUAAAAAAAAAGAUUCGCAGAAAUAGCUUAAUAAUGAAGCUUGCUGCAUCCAAAACAGCAGAGCAAGAGAAAUACAAGAAUCGUAUCAAGCACAUCAAUGAAUACUAUGAUGAGCAUAUAAAUGAAAUACUACCAGACUAUUUACACCGCGGUGAUAUCGUAACAUCAAACCGCAUGCUGGGAUACGCAGACGCCAUGAUGGCGACCUGUGCUACAUUCUUGGUGAUUCCCCUCAGAAAUCUAAAAGAAAUGACGCCUGAUGAAUCACUGUCGCAUUUUAUACACGAAAACAGAUCUGAGUUUAUUAUGUUCUUUCUUGGAUUUUUAGUUGUGUUGACAAUUUGGGAGUCAAUCAAUGUGAGAGCCAUCUUCAUAAAAAGAAUUGACGAUACCUUGGUUUUAAUGGGAAUCUUAGCUCUGCUAUUGACGACUAUACUCCCAUUCUCAAUCUCUUUGCAAGGCCAUUUCCCCGAUGAAGAAGUAGCGAUCAUCACUACCUGCUUAAUCUUAUUGUUGUUAGAAGUACUUGAAAUAUUCAUGAUAUUCUAUGCCUUUGCUACUCCGAGAGUGUUGCAUGUAGCAAUGCAUCAGUGGUCGAAAAAGGAGUUCACCCACUUUCGUAACACAGCAUGCAUCAAGGCCUUAGUGAACUCUUUUAUUGUUAUAGUGGGUGGUACGAUGUGUUUGCUUCAUUAUAUUGUUUCGUGGGCUUUUAUUGCUGUGAUUGUUCUCAUGCCGUUAAUGCGCAAGUUUUUCUUGCUUGUGCGUAGAAGAAGAAGUCAAAGUAAUGCACCUGAAGCUGAAACGUGUCAAUUCUUUUGGUACUUCUCCCGUGGCAAUAUCAGUAAGGAACGAGUAGAAGCGAUGAGUGAUGCUGCUAUUGCCAUCAUAGCGUGCAUUCUCAUACUGGAUAUUACUGUUGAAGAAUUCCCAACAAGAAAAGAAGUCAAGGAACAUGGAUUAACCAAAAAAUUGGAACACAUGUCAACCGAAUUUAUUACAUUCUUUGGAAGUUACCUAACAGUUUCCAUGUUAUGGUAUACUAAUCACACCGUACUACAUUUAUUUCACACAGUAAAUGUUGUUUUACUGUACUUUCAAAAACUCUUCCUUGCAUUUGCCUGUCUCUGUCCAUUGGGAAGCAACAUGAUGUUCAAAUUUAUUCAAAAGGAUAACCAAGACAGCGUACUAGCACUGCGACUCAGCAACACGUUUAUAUUAUUAUCCAGUCUGUUUAAUCUUUUGAUGCUACUUUGGGGCUUUCAUACUAAGGAUAAAUAUCUCCAUAAAUGGGCCGCAGGGACUUGCUUUCGAGCGAAUUUGCGUCAGCACGUGUACAUAGUGUUGAAAGUCUUAACUAUUCCAGUAUGUACAAUGGCAAGUCUGUUUGCAUCCUUCGCUUCUCCUGAAGCUAUGAGACAUGUUUCGCGCGGCACAUUCGUUAUCACUGUUGUAAUAUUCAUCAUACUGAAAGUGAUAUUUAUGAAUCACUGGGGAAAAGAGGUUUUUAAUGCGAAAACCGAUAAGAGGCAAGUUGUGUAUAACAAAUAUGCUAAGUCAGAGAAUGAAGAAACACACGAAGAAAGCAAAGUGGAUGUUCAAAUUGAAGUCCCUGCAUCACAAAAUGACGAAACUGUAAUAAAAAAUACCGAACUUUAAUAGAAUAUUUCUUUUCGCUCUAGUUAAAGGAAAAUUUUAAUAAUGAAAUAUAUAAAAUCAUAAAUAAAAAAGCGCGAAACUUUUACAAGUUUUUUUAGAAAAUUUUUAGUGUGAAAACAACAACAAUGUUUCGAUGUAGUAAGCAGUCCACUUAUACAUGGAUUUUAUCCGCAACCUCCGUGUCCAGAACUUUUUAAAAACCACACUUCUGUGGAGGUCCGGAGUUGCACGACAUAGAAAUUUUCUAUUGUAAUGUUAUUAACUUGAAAAAGGGCACUUAAUAUCACGAACUUAAUUUGGGUAGCAUCUGAUAGAUUUUACAUCCAGUUGCGCUGUAUCGCACAUUACUUCCCGCCAUCAAAUUUGCUUAAAAAUUAUUAUUAAUAUAAUCUUUAAUCUGAAGAUUUUGAUUGUAAAAAUGUUUUAUCAUUGCAAUGUGUUAAAUCUGUAUCAAAGUUUUGGAGUAUAUACGAAUGUGACUCACCUUGUCCCCAGGAUUUUCUUUCCUUAUGAUUAAAAAAGGCAAAAGCCCUGGGGACGAGGGUGAGGUGUAACAUUAAGUCUUGUAGAUUAAUUUAAUUUUGAUACUUAAUCCUUCCUUGUAAAUAUAAGGUUGAGACUUCCA